Messenger RNA from Phycomyces blakesleeanus NRRL 1555(-), 984 nucleotides. RefSeq lists its product as hypothetical. The record is from RefSeq and is a predicted model, not a curated record. The transcript is spliced from 6 exons. Lineage: Eukaryota; Fungi; Mucoromycota; Mucoromycetes; Mucorales; Phycomycetaceae. Gene Ontology annotation, cellular component: Golgi apparatus. Bases 1 to 984 code for a protein of 327 amino acids.
AUGAUCAUCGUAUUACAAUCAGUAAUUGCCUAUCAAAACACACACCAGGCCUCCUUACUUCCUUCCUCUGACACAAAACGAAGCCCUAGUCUAGCCGCUGCCUUCGAAGCCAAUCAAAACGAAGCAUUAGAAGUAGACGAAGCCACAGACAGACUUAACAGAAUCAAGUGGGAGAAUAUUGCAUUUGUUGGAUUCCAGUUUUGGUUCGUAGGCAUGUCCUUUGAUGCAACAGUUAACCAGAACGCAGCAGAAGUUAUUGCUCUAGCAACUAUGAACGUCAUGUGCGCUCUGCUUGGCGCACUAGAGGUCAUUGACGGUAGACGGUGGCUGUCUACAUUACGACACAUGAAUGAAGUCCAAGGAAUAGCAUUCGCUACAAAGCCGCUUGAGAUUGCCUUUUAUCUCGAGAUAACCCUUACCGUCUUACUCACAUUAUUUGCCAUUGCUUUUGCGUAUCUCUCUUACGAGGUUGUACGAGAAUUUGGUUGGGUUAUAUACAAGAAAAUUGGAGCAGACGUCGAGAUCCAAAGCAAGUUAAAGAAGAAGAAAAUCUUUCAAUUCUUUGUAUUGGCUCUCAAAUUUGAUAUAUUUAUUGAAUUUUUGGUUUCCUGCUUUUAUCUCGUUCAAUUUGCUACAAAAGAAUAUGAUCCUGUCUGGGAAAUCUGGUUUCAAUUGGGAGCAACGGCCUUAAUGCUACCAAUGCUAUACUUUGCUCGAAUGGCAUGUGUUGUGGUUGUUCAAUUUGGACUUGUGCUCCGACAGACAUUGAGAACACACAAUUUUUGGUACACAUGGAUAUGCUUUGUACUUUUAGGAAUUGUACUUGCAGUGACAACUGGCACACUUGGUGCUAUAUGCAUGUAUAAUUUUGGUAAGAACCUGAAACCUUACAUCCAACGGGGCGCAAAAAAGCAGGAACACGCUGACAAUCUAAAGCUCAGCAAACAAGCUUCUGCAGAGUUGUGGAAGAUUGACGAAGACUGA